GGGGAUUAGCGCUGCCGCCGCGGCCGGGCCCGUCUCCUGCCCCCUCCCCCCGAACACCAUAGGCGGCUCAGGCACCAAGAUGUCCAACCGAGUGCUCUGCCGGGAGGCCAGCCACGCCGGCAGCUGGUACACAGCCUCAGGACCCCAGCUGAAUGCACAACUAGAAGGUUGGCUUUCUCAAGUACAAUCUACAAAAAGACCUGCUAGAGCCAUUAUUGCACCACAUGCUGGAUAUACCUACUGUGGGUCAUGUGCAGCCCACGCUUACAAACAAGUGGAUCCUACUAUUACCCGGAAAAUUUUCAUCCUUGGGCCUUCCCAUCAUGUGCCCCUUUCCCGAUGUGCACUUUCCAGUGUGGAGAUAUAUAGAACACCUCUGUAUGAUCUUCAAAUUGAUCAAAAGAUUUAUGGAGAAUUGUGGAAGACUGGAAUGUUUGAGCGUAUGUCUCUACAGACCGAUGAAGAUGAACACAGUAUUGAAAUGCAUUUGCCUUAUACUGCUAAAGCCAUGGAAAGCCAUAAGGAUGAGUUUACCAUUGUUCCAGUAUUGGUUGGAGCACUGAGUGAGUCAAAAGAACAGGAAUUUGGAAAACUCUUCAGUAAAUACCUAGCAGAUCCUAGUAAUCUCUUUGUGGUUUCUUCUGACUUCUGCCAUUGGGGUCAAAGGUUCCGUUACAGUUACUAUGAUGAAUCCCAAGGAGAGAUUUAUAGAUCCAUUGAGCACCUAGAUAAAAUGGGUAUGAGCAUUAUAGAGCAGCUAGAUCCUGUAUCUUUUAGCAAUUACUUGAAGAAAUACCAUAAUACAAUAUGUGGAAGACAUCCCAUUGGGGUAUUAUUAAAUGCUAUAACAGAGCUCCAGAAGAAUGGAAUGAAUAUGAGCUUUUCAUUUUUGAAUUAUGCCCAGUCAAGCCAGUGUCGAAACUGGCAAGACAGCUCAGUGAGUUAUGCUGCUGGAGCACUAAUGGUCCACUGAACCUCCGAACACUCAGGGAUGCCACCUGCACACAUACUAUGUACGGGGUCCCAGCCUAGCCCUCACAAAGAUACGGUUCCUGGUCUUCGGGUAUACUGAAACCUCAAACUAAUAGAACUCUCUUCUUUUCCAGUAGGUGUAGUCCUUCCUUAGUUUCAACUCAUUUAAAAAUGCUUUCUUGUUAAACCAAUGGAAGGAAGGCUUGUGUCAAAACUUUGUGAUUUAAAAAAAAAAGAUGAUGUCUGUAAAGGCCUGGUGGUAGACAGUCCUUGCAAAUAUAACAUGUAAAGCAUUUACCAUAUCCUAAAUUUGCACUCUUUGCAGACCUGUGCACAUGUACUCAGCUUUCAGAAUAGUUUUGCCAGUUGUAAACAGAAAAAAGGGUGGGAGCUUUUUAAUGAAAAAAAAAGCAUUUAUAAAUGAUCCUGUAUUAGAAUAUAAUAAAACUCCAGUAUAGUCCAUUACUAGCUGUGUUGUACAACAGAUAUCUUCUAUUUUAGUUGCUAAUAAAGGGCUACACAAACCAAAA
Emys orbicularis (European pond turtle) is the source of this 1502-nucleotide messenger RNA. RefSeq names its product mediator of cell motility 1 (gene MEMO1). The coding region runs from base 80 to 973 and encodes 297 amino acids. The record is from RefSeq and is a predicted model, not a curated record. The transcript has 9 exons. NCBI's taxonomy places the organism in Eukaryota, Metazoa, Chordata, Testudines, Emydidae.